AUGGCAAGCCUGAAAGAUAAAGUCAUUGCUAUUACUGGCGCAGCAGGAGGUAUCGGAGCCGCCACGGCUCACGUACUUGCUUCGCGAGGAGCAUACCUCUCUCUGGCCGACACAGACGCGGCUGAGUUGCAGCACUUGUCGGAAGAAAUCUCCAAAAACUAUAAGACCGAGGUGCUUGCGACGACUGUCGAUGUUACAAACUCCGAUCAGGUUGAUGAAUGGGUCGCAGCUACCGUCAAGCACUUCUCCAAGCUCUCUGGGGGUGUCAACCUUGCUGGAAUAGUUGGCACGGAGUUCGGAAGAAAGGGCGCACAUGAAGUCUCCGAUCAGGAUUUCGACCUGGUCAUGAAAAUCAACGUCAAAGGUGUCAUGGCCUGUCAACGUGCACAGUUACAGCACAUUGAGGACGGAGGCUCAAUUGUGAACGCUGCAAGUGUCUCAGGAAAGAUGGGUAUCCCUCAAGCGUUAUCCUACGUUGCGAGUAAGCAUGCUGUCAUUGGACUCACUCGAGUCGCUGCGGUCGAGAAUGGGCACCGCCGCGUGAGAGUGAACGCUAUCGCGCCAGGGAGUGUCGAUACGAAAAUGCUGGAUGCAGCUCGAGAAGUCCACAUAGGCGACAGUGACCACAAGUCGCCUAUCAACCGAAUAGGUAAAGCAGAAGAAGUCGGAGCUUUGAUAGCUUUCUUGCUGAGUGACGAGGCAUCAUUCACUACUGGGGCAGUCUACACAAUUGACGGUGGACUGACGCCUUGA
Molecule: messenger RNA, 753 nt
Organism: Cyphellophora attinorum
Lineage: Eukaryota; Fungi; Ascomycota; Eurotiomycetes; Chaetothyriales; Cyphellophoraceae
Product: Levodione
Exons: 2
Coding region: 1-753 (250 amino acids)
Molecular function (GO): oxidoreductase activity
Source: RefSeq, a predicted model, not a curated record